AUGGACUAUAAAGAGCAGGCUGCUGAGCUCGAAGCCUCCGCCCAGUUCGGAGAUCUGAUCGAGUUCUUGUAUCCGAUUGGUUACUCGCACUGGGGCGUGUACGACGGAGACGGGUAUGUCAUUCACUUCGCAGUCGCAGAUGAAACCAACCUGAUGAACAGCUUUCGUAACUGCCUGCAGGCCAUGUUCCCGGUUUGCGGAGACCUCCUGCUCGGAGAGACGUGCAUCCGGCGUCAGCUCCUGACGGACGUCAACGUUCCCAAAGGGGCCCGCCUGUCCGUGAACAACACCUGCCACGGCCUGGAACCCUCCGAGCUGCUGGAGAUCAAGAAGCGACGUGACGUUCUGCUGGACAGAGAGCUUCCGUACAAGAUCUUCACGCUGAACUGCGAACACUUCGCUACGUACGUGCGCUACGGGAAAUCCGUGUGUAACCAGAUCCCAAAACGGGCCAAAAACAAAGAAUGUGCGGAGGCGACCAAAGUGUUUGCAGACAUCGUGUGGAAGGAGACAUCGUGA
Trichomycterus rosablanca is the source of this 519-nucleotide messenger RNA. Its product is annotated as phospholipase A and acyltransferase 4-like. The record is from RefSeq and is a predicted model, not a curated record. Gene Ontology annotation, molecular function: glycerophospholipid phospholipase A1 activity; A2-type glycerophospholipase activity. The transcript has 4 exons. Lineage: Eukaryota; Metazoa; Chordata; Actinopteri; Siluriformes; Trichomycteridae. The coding region runs from base 1 to 519 and encodes 172 amino acids. Gene Ontology annotation, cellular component: cytoplasm. Gene Ontology annotation, biological process: N-acylphosphatidylethanolamine metabolic process.